AUGACGCUGGCCGAGGAGUUCCGCUCGAGAAAUUUCAGCAUUUACGGUCAAUGGACCGGAGUGCUGUGCAUUAUUCUCUGCAUGGCUCUCGGUAUCGCCAAUAUCUUCACCACCCACCCUUGGCACAUCCUUUUCGCCGUCUUUUGCAUUAUCUCCGCCCCAAUUAUUCUCUUCGUCGAAGUGCCCUUCCUUCUUCGCAUCUGCCCGACCUCCGGCAGAUUUGAUGAGUUCAUCCGCAGGAUCACGACUAACUGGAUGCGCGCCACCAUGUACGUCUGCCUCAGUGCCAUCCAGUGGGUCAGUCUUGUCGGCGGAGCAUCCAGCCUGAUCGCCGCCGCCGUCUUCCUCCUGAUUGCUGCUCUCUUCUACGCUUUAGCUGGUCUCAAGAGUCAAGAGUUCGUCGGCAGCAAGACUCUGGGAGGCCAGGGCAUUGCGCAGAUGAUCGUUUAA
Molecule: messenger RNA, 450 nt
Organism: Penicillium maclennaniae
Lineage: Eukaryota; Fungi; Ascomycota; Eurotiomycetes; Eurotiales; Aspergillaceae
Product: Tvp18 family protein
Exons: 4
Coding region: 1-450 (149 amino acids)
Biological process (GO): vesicle-mediated transport
Cellular component (GO): Golgi membrane
Source: RefSeq, a predicted model, not a curated record